This is a messenger RNA of Lepisosteus oculatus (spotted gar), 2255 nucleotides long. RefSeq names its product kyphoscoliosis peptidase. The record is from RefSeq and is a predicted model, not a curated record. Gene Ontology annotation, biological process: neuromuscular junction development; muscle organ development. NCBI's taxonomy places the organism in Eukaryota, Metazoa, Chordata, Actinopteri, Semionotiformes, Lepisosteidae. Gene Ontology annotation, cellular component: cytoplasm.
UACCCGCAGAGGGUGGACUACACUGACUCGACAGGUAGAUUACAGAAGAGGUAAAGAAUACGACAGAAAAUUAAACUUUAGUUGGUACACACCAUAGAAAAUGGCUUUGCACAGCCGGCUGUCUGUAACACAGAGAGUGUUGCUAGCUGUCAUUUGUUUCCCUCUUCUCCCGUUUUACCUGUGCUAUCUAUGUUGCUGUGCCACCGAAGAAGAUGCCAAUGAACAAGAGGAGCACAGACUUGAGCGUAUGGAGCAGGGCAAGCGGAACGCUGCUGAGGGCUCCUGCAAUGUAGGAUUUGCUGAGGCUGGGAAACAUCAACAAGCUGAGGUUUUCCCAGGCAGUACCAUUCAAGUGGAGAUUCAUCCAAUAAAAAGAUCACAGCGACUGUCAAAGAAGUUGUCUUUUGGCAAAGUAAGAAGAGAAACCAGGGAAAAUAAUACCAUAUAUGAUAAUAAGGGAUUUGUUGAUGAUACAAUAAAAACACAUAACAGCAAAGAAAAGACAAAUUAUGCUUAUCCCUGGGACCGAUCCAACCUGAAGUCCUUCCCAGUUGACUUGGGUAAAUUCAGACAGCUUGAUGCCUAUUCUUCAAAGGUGAAAGCAAAGAGCAGCGUGGAGGUCCUGGUUCAGGAAGUUGUGAAGCAAGCACACAGCGAGCUUGAAAAAGUCAGAGCCAUCUGGAUGUGGGUCACCCACAAUAUUGAGUAUGAUGUGGAGGGUUUUCACAACCCUGGGCUCCGGUGUGGUGCAGCUGAAGAAGUCUUAAGAGCAGGGAAGGGGGUGUGUGGUGGAUAUGCCAGCUUGUUUCAGAAGAUGUGCAGUCUUGCAGGAAUUAAAUGUGUGGAAGUGUCUGGAUAUGCAAAGGGUUAUGGCUACCAGCAAGGGAUGCACUUCACAGGAAAGUCAGAUCAUGCCUGGAAUGCUGUUGUUCUGGAGGAGAAAUGGCACCUUCUAGACAGCACAUGGGGAGCUGGGAAAUGCAACGACGACUGCUCCAAAUUCACAUUUCAGUAUGAUGAGUUUUAUUUCCUCACUCACCCGGCCCUCUUUGUUGGGAAUCAUUUCCCUCUGGAGAGGCAGUGGCAGCUGCUGGAGCCUCCGCUUUCUCUGAGACAGUUUGAAAAUGCUCUGGAUAAGAAAAGCUGUUUUUAUAACCUUGGCCUUCUUUCCAUCCUCCCAGAGUCGCCUCAGAUCCAAGCAGGAAGAGAAGGAAAAGCUACAGUCAUGAUAGAGAGCUCCUCCCCUGUGCAGUUCAUGCAUACGCUGAAUGAGAAACAGGAGGACGGGAUUCUUACAUUGAGGCCCGAUGGCAUGAAGCUAGAGAUCUACCCACAGCAAUCUGGGAAGCAUAGCUUGAAAAUCUACGCCAGCAACCACGAUGCCGGAGAAGAAUACAGUUUUGUGUGUGAGUACCAGCUCCAGUGCAAGUCCGUCAACAAGGAGAUGAGGCUGCCGGCUGGUUUCAGCAACCCGGUGGGUCCGAGCUGGCUGACAGAAAGCAAGGGUCUCCACAGGCCCUCCCAGUGCGGUCCUCUCAUCCACACCCAGGACGGCCGGUGUUUCUUUGGCUUCUCUGUGGAGAAAGACCUCAGCUUCACCAGCAAGCUGAUCACAGCCGCUUUCUGCAUGACCGACGAUGAGCAGAGGCGACAUAUUUUUGUGUCCAGGAACGGAGACUGGGUGGAAUUUAAACUUCAGCUUCCAAGGGCCGGAUUGUAUGUGUUCAACAUAUAUGCCAAGAAAAAGUCAGUGCCGGGGAACAGCUAUGACUUUGUCUGCAAUUACCUGAUAUCCUGCACCGAUUCCAGUGUGCAGUGGCCUGUUUUCCCUCUGGCUUAUGCCUCCUGGAUGGAGGAAUAUGAACUGGUUGAACCACUUGUUGGGGUACUCCCCGCCAACCGCGAUGUGCGGUUCAAGCUGAAGAUCCCCAAAGUGGCGUCAGUGUCGGUGAGUGGCACAGACACCCACAAACUGACCCAGGAUGUUGAUGGAUACUGGACAGGCACCUGCAGCACUAGAGGCUGCAAAGACCUGAAUGUCAUGAUACAAGAGAAACAUAACGACCGCUCGUACUCCUUUGUACUCAAUUACCAAGUGAAGAAUGACUAGAGGGUGUUCGCCUUCAUUACUUGAGGUUUCUGCACAAAGCAGCACAUUUGUCUUCUGCUCAUCUGUGUUGGUAAAAAACACUGCAGCACUGGUGCUAAAGGUGCUUCACAAAACAAUUUAAUCUCAGGUAAUAAUAAUAAUAACA